Messenger RNA from Spirometra erinaceieuropaei, 315 nucleotides. The record is from the annotation of a GenBank genome assembly. NCBI's taxonomy places the organism in Eukaryota, Metazoa, Platyhelminthes, Cestoda, Diphyllobothriidea, Diphyllobothriidae.
AUGCUGAUGGACGUAUACCGUGACGACCGACCCGAGAUCAGCGUCGAUGGCAGGACCGAUGGCCAAGUUCUCAAUAUUCGGCACAUGCAGGCAUCAAAGCGUCUCUCCACGACUACCGUCCAGCAUUGGCUCUUCGCGGACGACUGGGCACUCGACACCGCGAGAGACGAGAACAUGCAGCGGAGUCUGGACGUCUUCGUCUCCGACUGCGCCAACCUUCGGGCUGACCAUCAACGCGAAAAAAUGGUGGUCAUGUAUCAACCGCCGCGCAACGCUCUAUGCAAUGUUCCACGGAUUAACAUAAACGGCAUCUAA